GUUUGAUGCCACUUGGAACACCACAACGUCCAAGUAUUGAACACUUAUACAGAAACUUAAAAACAUCACACGCAAACCUACUGUCCAUAAGCAAAGCCAUCAUGGCCGACACAGCAGCCCCCCAGACACCACCUCAGAUGGUGAGAAAGAAGUCGGGUGUGGAUUCUGCGAAGAAAAGUGUCAAGUCAAAACCCUCAGAUGCCAAAUCCCAAGUAUCAGAAGCGAAGGCCACUGAUGCUCCGGAUCAGCCUGAAUUGGAGGAACAUACCGAUUCCGGUGUCGACGGUUUGAAUACGAGUAAUGACGAGGAAGAAAACAAAGAUCUAGACGAGGAAUCGUCUAGCGAGGUAAUGCCCGCAGGCAGUAUUAAUAAUCAAGGUCAGGUUAUAGAUUCAUCUGGAUCUGUGAUUGGUACGUACUUGUGCUUAUGGUUUUCUUGUAAUCUCAAUGAACGCUAAUCUCUUACGGGUUUAGGCAAAGUCAGUGGCGAGAAUGCUUCUCUGUUAGAGGGCAGUUACGUGGACGAAGAGGGUGAGUAAUCCUGUUAAAUUAAGAAACCAAGUCGUUAAUCUGGACACUCCCAUAAAUUGUUCUACUACUGUUCUAUCCCAAAAGCCUCGCAAGAUUGAAUUGGUUUUGCGAGUCAUUUGGGACAAUUGACACUCCUGAUUCUCCAUUGACAUAAGUUUACUGGGACAAUUGAGUUGCUUAUGCCAAACUUUUAAUACACUCCUUCUAUAUAUUGUGCCAAGAGUCAUAAAAAGGUAUCUUACUGCGUAAUAUGGUAACUGACAACCUUUUUCCAGGGGAUGUACUUGAUACCGAGGGUAAUACCAUCGGGCAUGCGGACCUAGACCUGGAGUCUCUGAAAAAAGGAGGCUCAGAAGCCGCCGGGGCAAAGUCUGCUGCCGGUGAUUUAGAAAAGCCAGAAGCGACUGAAGACCUAGGCAAGUCCCAAAAAGGAGAUUUGGAGAGCGCCGCGGAUGAAACCUUCGAAGAGGGCUCACAAAAGCCUGACGUCGAGGCCCCAGAAAAAUCGGACAUCGACGGCUCGCAAAAGCCAGAUAUUGAUGCACCAGAGGAAUCUGAGAUAGAGGGUUCUCAAAAGCCUGAUGUUGACCUUCGAGAAAAGUCUAACAUUGAGGGUUCUCAAAAGCCAAUUGAUGACGUCGAGAAGCCAGAUGUCUCCGCCGCCGACAGACCUGAGGUAGCUGAUACUGGAAUCAACGAUGCCACCACCGAAAAGCAAGAUGAGCCGGAGGUUGAGAAGCCAGAUGUUGAGGGUAGCCAAAAGCCACUCGAUGACGCUGCCUCCCAAAAACCAACUGUUCCGGAUAUUGACGCCAGCAAACAAGCAGAGGAUGUGGAAAAACCUACACUUACCGGUCCCUACGGGGUCCAGGAUAAUGGAGAAAUCACUAAUUCCUCUGGGAUCGUAAUUGGGAAACUCAUUGAUGGUACGCCACAGGAUCUAGUGGGUACCUCGAUCAAGGAUAUUGAUUCGGAGGGUAAUUUGGUUGGAAAAGAUGGUUCAAUUCUAGGAAAAGCUGAUUUGAUUUCCAAAUUGGCAUCUGAGGCAGGUGCGCCUGAGUUGAUUGGGCCAUUCGAAGUGGACGGGCCUGAGGUGAAGAACGCUGCUGGCCAGUUGGUGGCAAAACUGCCGUCUGGUGUGUCUGUCGGCUCUAAAUCGAUCAAAGAAAUUGAUAUCGAAGGAAAUUUGAAGAAUGGUAAGUGGUUAUACUAUUUAGACUCCUUUUUAUAUAUAGAUGCUAAUAGAUGUCCGCAGAAGCUGGAAGUAUCAUUGCUAAGGCCGAAUUGAUUCCCGAGGUCCUCGAAGCCGAAGAAGCAAAGCUAGAAGACCUCAGUAUCUUGAAGGGAAUGACGGUAAACAAGAUGGGGCGAGUCGUUAAUGAGAAGGGAGAGCCUUACGGAAUACUUGUCGAAGGAGGUAAGUUGAUUUGUUUUGUUCUAAAUCGCUCGUCUAAAUAUUUUGGUUGUGCAUAGCUUUUAGGAUAAUUGACUUUCCCUCAACCCGUCCUUUUCUAUCUAAUGCUAAUGUACCCGCCGCCAGAUCCAAAAAGGCUCUUUGGGAAGAAGGUUGAUGCUAAAGGUCUAAUUUGGGACGACUCCGGAAACACCAUUGGUAGAGCAGGUUCGUUGCAGUCUCUUGGGUUCACCCUCGCUUAGCUAACUGAGAGCAGAAUUGCUUCCAGAAAAGGAGCGAGGUACCGCCGAGGUGUCUUCACCCUUCGAAGACUUUCCAGAUGCAGUUCUCAAUGACAAAGGAGAGGUGAUAUUCGAAGGCCGUGUCGUUGGCAAGGUCAAGCCCGAAGAUGGCUUGGACAUCAAAUCCCUCGAAGGUAAAAAGAUAGACCAAGACGGUGACGUCAUUGACAAGAAUGGGAAUCGAUUGGCAAGCUGUGAGCGUUAUCAGGAAGAAGAGGAAGUUAUUCCAGAGGAAGAACCUGAAGAUCUAUCCAUAUUGGAGGGAAAGAAGGUCAACAGUGAGUUUUUACACAACACACCCGCCUGACUAUACUGAUAUUUACCGCGCUAGAAAUGGGCAAUGUCGUGGAUCCAGAUACAGGAAAACUCUUCGGUCGUGUUAUUUCUGGCGUUCUCUCAAAGCUUAUUGGACGUAAAUGCAAUUCCGAGGGGAUCAUAUAUUCAGACUCUGCAAAGCCUAUCGGCCAGGCAGAAUUGAUUCCAGCAGACGAGAGAGACGAGGAUGGCACAUCCGGGCCAUUCGAAGACUUCCCCGAUGCCACUAUUAACAACAAAGGCGACGUAAUUUUCGAAGAGAAAAUUGUUGGCAAACUGAUUGAAGGAGGUAGGUUCACUAAAACCGUCCGAUUUCUAUGCAAUAUUAAUUUAUGACGCUAGAUCCAAGGAAACUAGCGGGAAAGAGAGUUGAUCCAGAUGGCGAGGUGAAAGACAUAGAGCCCGAGUUCCUUGUUGACAGUCACUAAUUUGAAUGGAAUAUAGAUCCUAGAUAAAGUUGGAAAUUGCAUCGGGAGAGCAGAACGUUACGACGAACCCGAAGAGGCCGAGCCAGAAAAGAUUGAUCUGUCGCCGCUAGCCGGUAAAAAGGUCAAUAAAGCCGGUUUCGUUGUGGAUUCCCACGGAUUGAUCUAUGGAAGAUUGGUCGAAGGAGGUUCGUAUAGUUGAUUUACUAAAUCCGUCCUUUUCUCUAUUCAAUACUAAUUUACCAUUCUGGAACAGAUCCGAAGGCCUUAGUCGGAAGAAUGUGUGAUAAAGACGGAAACGUCUGGUCAGAAGGAGGAACCAUAGUCGGUCGUGCUGGUAUGUAAAGAGAUGGCGGCAUAAUAGUCGCUUAGUUUCUAACGGUUAUUAGAACUCGUGCCAGAAAGUGAGAGAGAAGGUGCCAAAGAGGGCCCAUUUGCUGGCUUCGACACCCCUACAGUUACGAAAGAUGGCAAGGUUCAAGACUCCAAGGGUACAAUCAUCGGGAAGCUUGUCGAAGGCGCCGACGCCGCUAGAUUAUACGGGAAACUGGUUGACGAGGACGGUGACGUUGUGGAUAAGAAUGGUAAUACACUAGGGAAAGCGGAAAGGUGGGAUCCACCGGCUGAGCCUGAGAAAAAGAAAAACCCGGUUGAGGGCCGCAAGAUUAAUCGAGAUGGGAACGUUCUGGACGACGACGGGGAUGUCAUUGGAAAACUAGUUUCGGGAGAGAUUGGGCUCUGCGUGGGAAAAGAAAUUGACCAGGUAAGCUGCACUGAGUCACACUUAGUAUUAUGGCCAUACUGAUCCGUUAUAGGAUGGUGACAUCGUAAACUCCAAGGGACAGACGCUGGGACAUGUCAGUUUGCUUGAAGAUAUCCCAGAGCCUGAGCCAGAACCAGAACCAGAACCAGAGGUAGAGGAAGAAGUUGAGGACCCUGAAGAAGUUGAGAAGAAAAAACAACUCGAACAAGACAGGAAGCUUGCCCAACAAAUGGCUGGUUGUAUCCAACAGUCCAUUGACAAGAUCAAGCCGAUCUUGAGAAUGAUCACAGACGUAUGUUCCACCUUUUAUAGUUCUAGAAUAAGCUAACCAACUUCUAGGUCAUCGACGCAGCCGAACGCCAGUCAAAGGAAGAUCUUGACGAGCAAAAGCUGGUCGAUACCGUCAAGCCACUCAUCGAAGAAGGUGGCCAAAUUCUCCAAGAGGCUAAUGGUGUUAUUCGUGGGCUUGAUCCUGAUGGAAGGAUUGCUGCCAAUGCGAAGGCUAAGACUGCUUCUCGUGAAGCUACCCCGGAGGAGUACCAUCUGGCCGACGUUCUCAAAGAAGUAUGUAGAACCUCAUUUAUACAUACUUGAAGCACGCUAACCUACUUCUUAGUUGACCGAGAACGUUCAUACCACGAUCGAGCAAGCCAAGAAGAAGAUCGCAGGUAUGCCUCAUGCAAAGAAAGAGUUGAACCCCUUAUGGGGAUUGUUAGCCGAGCCUCUGGGUCAAAUUCUUGCAGCUGUCGGGUUGUUACUCAGCGGCGUUCUCGGUUUGGUUGGGAGACUUCUCAGCGGAUUGGGCCUUGGUGGUCUUUUGGACAACCUUCUCGGUGGUCUUGGACUGAAGGGUAUUUUGAACGGGUUGGGAUUAGGGAUGGUGACUGAUUCGUUAACCGGAAAGAAGAAGAAGUGAAGUGCUGAUUGACUUUUGUACUAUAUAACGAAAAGUUUCUUUUGUAUCUUUACUUUAAUUGGGAUGGAAUCGCUAUUAUAAGAAAUGUUUUCUUUUAG
Molecule: messenger RNA, 4743 nt
Organism: Hymenoscyphus albidus
Lineage: Eukaryota; Fungi; Ascomycota; Leotiomycetes; Helotiales; Helotiaceae
Source: the annotation of a GenBank genome assembly